CAACAGAUCAACCCCUAACAAUCAUGACCGGAUACAGCGCCUGAGACAAGAGUUUCAGCAAGCAAAGCAAGAUGAGGACGUGGAAGACAGGAGACGUACUUACAGUUUUGAGCAGCCAUGGCCAAGCACCAAGGCAUACUCGCAGAGUGGCAGACACUCAGUGUCAGUAGAGGUUCAAAUGCAGCGGCAGCGGCAAGAGGAAAGAGAGAGUUUCCAACAAGCUCAACGGCAGUACAGCUCGUUGCCCAGGCAAAGCAGAAAAAAUGCCAGCUCUGUAUCUCAAGACUCCUGGGAGCAGAGCUAUUCCCCUGGAGAAGGGUUCCAGACCGCAAAGGAAAAUCCGAGAUAUUCCAGCUACCAAGGAUCAAGGAAUGGCUAUAUGGGGGGACAUGGCUUCAAUGCCCGGGUCAUGCUAGAAACACAAGAACUGCUCCGUCAAGAGCAGAGGCGGAAAGAACAACAACUGAAAAAAAAAACUUCUUCUGAAGGGCCUAGCAACUAUGACUCGUAUAAGAAAAUUCAGGACCCUAAUUAUACCCCUCCUAAAGGUCCUUUCAGGCAAGAUGUACCACCUUCCCCAUCUCAGGUAGCGAGGCUGAACAGAUUGCAAACACCAGAAAAGGGAAGACCAUUUUAUUCUUGAGGUGAAGAAAAUGAAGAUCAACUUAUCAUGCAAUAAGGAACAUUUUCGUAUAAAGACUUGUAUUUUGAAAACUUUUUAAACUGAUGGUACUAAGGAAUAUAUCCGUUGUCUGUUUCAGUGCCUUUAAAAAUACGGGCAAA
Merops nubicus (carmine bee-eater) is the source of this 783-nucleotide messenger RNA. Its product is annotated as partitioning defective 3 homolog. Gene Ontology annotation, molecular function: phosphatidylinositol binding. The annotation marks the transcript as partial. NCBI's taxonomy places the organism in Eukaryota, Metazoa, Chordata, Aves, Coraciiformes, Meropidae. Gene Ontology annotation, biological process: intracellular protein localization; establishment of centrosome localization; microtubule cytoskeleton organization. Gene Ontology annotation, cellular component: adherens junction; apical plasma membrane; cell cortex. The record is from RefSeq and is a predicted model, not a curated record. The transcript has 3 exons.